Guillardia theta CCMP2712 is the source of this 861-nucleotide messenger RNA. RefSeq lists its product as hypothetical. Bases 1 to 861 code for a protein of 286 amino acids. The record is from RefSeq and is a predicted model, not a curated record. Gene Ontology annotation, molecular function: DNA-binding transcription factor activity. The transcript has a single exon. Lineage: Eukaryota; Cryptophyceae; Pyrenomonadales; Geminigeraceae.
AUGGAAAUGGAUGCCAAGGAAAGCAAUGGUCAAACAUACGGCGCUUGCUCGUUCAAAAGCUUGCUCAUAUCUACGGUCCAGAAAGGGAACACGAACAAAGCUAUGCAUCGAAAUCUUAGAAGUAGAAACACAGUUGAAAAUCCCAACCAGGGGCUGAUACCCUCGAAGGCAACCAAAACGAAAGUCUUUCCGAGGAGAAAACGAGGAGAAAAAGAGAGGAAUAGUCAAAAAUCCCUUGUGCUGGGUCUCAAUGACAUUAAGAACAUGUUCCACAUGCGGCAAACGGAAGCCGCAGCUUUCCUGGGAAUCUCAUUGACAGCCAUGAAGAAUGCGUGCAGGAGAGUAGGCGUGUCGCGCUGGCCUUACUCGAGGCACCGACCUCGACGAGUCUCUCUCAAAACUCAGACGUCAAGUCAUGUUCACGUCAAGAGCACCAUCGUCAAAGCCGAACCUGCGACAGCAAAAAGCUGCAGCGAUGAAGCCUCUAGAGACGAAAUGUGGGAAAACGAUGAAGCACUUGAUCUGCAACUCCUUUCUAACGAUACAUCCUUGGACGAGCUGCUGGGUGUGGAAGAGUCUGAAUCCUUGCAUUCCACCCCCUUUGACCCGGACGACCACGACGCAUAUACAAGCGCUGGCGAAGGCGUAGAUCUUGACGACGACAGCAGCAACGCCAGAAUUAAAUGGAGAGGUUGUGUCGAAGAGCAGGAGGAGUGCUGUCCAGAAGAUAUUGUCCAUUAUUUGCAUGCUCCAGGACAGGAAACUCUAGCUGAUUGGAGGGACGCAUUUCGAGAUACAAGCAAUGAUUCCGAAGAUUUAGAGAGAAGAUUUUAUGAAGAUGCUUUUCCCACGAUAGUCUGA